UCAGCUUGGAGAUUUCGGCUUGGAGAUUUCGGCUUGGAGAUUUCGGCUUGGAGAUUUCGGCUUGGAGAUUUCAGCUUGGAGAUUUCAGCUUGGAGAUGUCAACUUUCGCUCUCAGAUUUAUCUUUACGGGUCGUUCGCUUUUCUCCCAUUUUUCUUUAUUAUUUAUAUCGUUAGAAACAUACAUACCACAUGCCUUUGUAUUAGUUAUUUGUAUCACCCCGUGGCUACAUUAUAUCCCCCCCCUGUUUCGCCACGCAGCGAGGAGUUUGAUAUCUGUACAUGUGAGAAAACAUUUUGUAUUUAGAGAAAGGGAGGAAGUAUAAAGCAUGGGCAGCGGGAUAGCGGAUCAUGGAGGAGAUAUAUUGGAGCUUCUUUUUUUAUUAUUAUUUUCAGAUGCUCUCAAGUU
Messenger RNA from Trichoderma harzianum CBS 226.95, 406 nucleotides. RefSeq lists its product as hypothetical. Bases 96 to 323 code for a protein of 75 amino acids. The transcript has a single exon. The record is from RefSeq and is a predicted model, not a curated record. NCBI's taxonomy places the organism in Eukaryota, Fungi, Ascomycota, Sordariomycetes, Hypocreales, Hypocreaceae.